AUGGCGACCCUGCUUCUCAUCUCCUUGGUCAGCUGUCUCGUUGCUGUGAAUCAAGCCAGCCUCAUCAACCGAUGUGACUUGGCCAAGGUGCUGCACCAGGAAGACUUGGAUGGCUUUGAGGGCUACUCCCUGAGUGACUGGCUGUGCCUGGCUUUCGUGGAAAGUGACUUCAACAUAACAAAGGUAAAUGAAAAUACAGAUGGCAGCUUUGACUACGGCAUCUUCCAGAUCAACAGCCACUACUGGUGCAACGAUUACAAGAGUCACACGGAAAACAUUUGCCAAGUGGACUGUCAAGAACUGCUGAGCUCCAAUCUUCUUUCAAUCAUCAACUGUGCGAAAAAGAUUGUGUCCAGAGCAGGGGGGUUGAAGAACUGGGUAAAAUGGAGGUUGCACUGUGAAGGCCGGCCACUCUCCUACUGGAUGACAGGAUGCCACCUGGCAUGA
Balaenoptera ricei (Rice's whale) is the source of this 447-nucleotide messenger RNA. RefSeq names its product lysozyme like 6 (gene LYZL6). Gene Ontology annotation, biological process: fusion of sperm to egg plasma membrane involved in single fertilization. The record is from RefSeq and is a predicted model, not a curated record. Lineage: Eukaryota; Metazoa; Chordata; Mammalia; Artiodactyla; Balaenopteridae. Gene Ontology annotation, cellular component: sperm flagellum; acrosomal vesicle. The transcript is spliced from 4 exons. The coding region runs from base 1 to 447 and encodes 148 amino acids. Gene Ontology annotation, molecular function: lysozyme activity.